Messenger RNA from Vollenhovia emeryi, 745 nucleotides. Its product is annotated as heterogeneous nuclear ribonucleoprotein H2-like. The transcript has 3 exons. Gene Ontology annotation, cellular component: ribonucleoprotein complex; nucleoplasm. Gene Ontology annotation, biological process: regulation of RNA splicing. Bases 237 to 689 code for a protein of 150 amino acids. Gene Ontology annotation, molecular function: RNA binding. Lineage: Eukaryota; Metazoa; Arthropoda; Insecta; Hymenoptera; Formicidae. The record is from RefSeq and is a predicted model, not a curated record.
CCGCGCGAGCGGACCGAGAGAUUAUUAAACGCGCCGCCAUUGCGCGCCAUUUUGUUCACGAAUCUUCAGCGGUGUCGGCUCGCAGAGGAGCCGAUUCCGAGGACGGUGCUCGUUGACUUUCCGGCGCGUCUCUCCGACCGAUCGCCAGCGAUCGACCUCGCGCUCGAGGACGAGCGUGCCUCGACGCCCCCGCGGCGGCAUCAGAGUUGGUAGCAAGACUGUGUUAGAUUGGAAUCAUGUCGAGCGGCAGCGGGGAUCACGAGGAGGAGGGCUACGUCAUCAAGAUGCGCGGGCUGCCCUGGUCCACCACCGUGGACGAGAUCAUGAAGUUCUUCGGCGACUGCUCGAUCUCGAAUGGCAAGAACGGUGUUCACAUGACGACGUCCCGCGAGGGGCGCCCCAGCGGCGAGGCCUACGUGGAGAUGGACACUCCGGAGGACAUCGAGAAGGCCUGCAAGAGAGACAGGGAUCACAUGGGCCACCGCUACAUCGAAGUUUUUAAAGCAAAGCGCGGCGAGAUGGAAUGGGUCGUGAAGAGGAGCGGCCUCAAUUUGGAGAACGCGAUGGACGACGGUUGCGUGAGAUUGCGCGGCUUGCCGUUUGGCUGCUCGAAAGAGGAGAUCGCGCAGUUCUUCUCAGGUACUUGGCGUACGACAAUCCAAGAUAGUAUCAUAGUGCUCUUUAAUUGAUAAUCAUUGAGAUUUUGUUUAAUCCUUGGUAAAACGAACACCUAUUCAUCUUUUUC